Mycena citricolor is the source of this 7086-nucleotide messenger RNA. NCBI's taxonomy places the organism in Eukaryota, Fungi, Basidiomycota, Agaricomycetes, Agaricales, Mycenaceae. The record is from the annotation of a GenBank genome assembly.
GGAAAGGCGACAGAGAGCAGAGAGCCUCGGAGAUCAAUCUGGAAUAACUUGGCCAAAUCAUACGAAAGGAUAUGCCAGACUUUGUGGCUUUCACCCUCUGUGUCCUGCGCUUUUGGGCCCGUUCGCGCGGAAGUAAUCUGCAUGCGACCCGCGGUUGCAUCCAGUUCCACUAUUCUUCCGCGAGAGUGAUCGAGCGGACUGGACAACGAAUUUGAGACAUUCUGGACGAGCUGGAUGGGCUCUUCAUUCCCUCGGGACUCCUUUCCCUUCACCUCAACGACCAUCUCGUUCUUUCCUUCCGACUACACUCUUUACGCUACGUGCCACCGCCCGCCCGCUCGCCUCUUUUCUCGCCCGCGGUUGCCUUGAGAUGGCUAAAGAAAGCUCGCUGCCCUCUAGCCUCAUCCCACAUCUAUUCGACAGGCCGCAAGAACAAAGAAAUGCGUCUCCCAGCGCAAGCUCGCAAGAGCCGGAGGAGGCCCCUGUCCCGUUCGAGCCAAGUCGACAUCCCCCGUUUUCUCUUCGGCCUCUUGCCACAUCAGAUUCUUACCGACAACAUCCAAUACUGUACGAACCAGACGCUGGGCAUCUACCUUCCGGCUCCGGCUUCAGUGUGGGAUCUUCCUCAUUCCAUGCCUCCGGUUCACAUUAUCAAAAUCCGCCGCCCGGCGAGACAAGCUAUCGAGCAAUUCUUCAACAUCGGCAGCACGCGAGCUCGCCGCAAUAUCCUGGCAAUACCAGUCACUCGCGUUUGGCGGAAACCACGCUGCCUUGGGGCGAGGGCCAAGCGGGUCCUUCUCAAAUCCCAUCGUAUGCCAGUUCGAGCCAGCCAGGGUACCCGCAGCGGCGUUCUGUCGAUCCAAUCUACCCGGGCGAAUCAUCAUACGAGAGACUCCGCCCCGACCAGGAAUCCCUGCGCCUGCCUUUGUCUUACGAAAGACCGUUCGAUGGAAGGUAUCCUUACCCAGAUCCUCAGUACUUGCCGCCACUACAUCGGCCUUCGCCAGCGGCAUCAGCGUCGUACGAUGGCCCAAGAGGGACCCCUCGCCAAUAUCCCUACGAAGACGAUGAUCCCAGGCCAACAAAGAUCCAGAAGAAGAUCGGGGUAGCAUGCAACUUCUGUCGACAACGAAAGUUGAAAUGCGACGGCAAGAAGCCUAUCUGCGGAAAUUGUGAAUCACGCGGGAACAUUUGCCACUUCCGCUCUGAGCAAAAGCGUCGCGGUCCAGGCAAGGGCAAAAGCAGCAGAAAAAAGACAGACAGCAGACGGCCAGAGGGGUCUUCCGGCCGACGGGAUGAUUUUUUGCCAGAGUCGCGUUUCCGAGACGAUGAUGGCACCUCAAUGCCGACGCGGCGAUCGUAUGAUCUUGCGUCUCAGGGAGACUCGUCACCCACGACAGGAGAUGACGAAGAUGACGACCAGCAGCAAUAUGCAGAAACGGACUCGGAGUAUCGAGAAUCCGAUUCUUCCCGGAUAAUGAGGAGACGGCAAAACCCGGACGACCGCGAAGGACAAUACCCACGUCCGCUAGAGGAACACGACAGACAGUAGGGCAUUGCGAUACUUUCGAGACUCGAUGUCGAGCGCAGAGAUGAGACAUGCCAUAUCUGAAGGUUCCGAGGGAGUGACAGGGCUCCGCUGCUUCUUUUUACGUACUCGUUUCCUCGUUCUCGGCCGUCAACCGCUGGGACUGGACGCCUUGAGGCCAGUGUUGUGUUCUGCACCUUAUUCUAAAAAUGGAAUCGCGCAAGAGGCGCUGGAUGCUCGCUUCGAAGACUACCUAGUCACAUUUUUACACUAAACUCAGAUCUAUUGGGGAUAUCUACGUGCAAAAUCACUUGUACGCUCCAACUGGUACUGAUCACAAUAUCCCACGUGACCGGUUGGUGGCAAGGCGGCAGGCAAAGCCUGGAGUUCCAGCGGCAGAGAGAGCACUCAGCGUAACACCUCUCAAAGUCUAGGAUUGUAGGUAUACGACACCCGGCAUCUUACUGUGCAACUCCCAAAGAAAACGGAGGAGAAUUUGCUGAGCAUAGGCCGGUGCUUGGUGCGCAGUUCGACUGGGCUCAAUUCUCCAUUGUUAUGGAUGGGACUUGAUAUUCUGUAGGAAGCAUAGUACUAUAACUCGUGUGCCAAGUUUCAGAGAGAACUGUGGACAAUUGAAUGAGUAUGAGGCACAACAAUCUUGCCCCAGCUCCCAUCAAAAGUCCUUAGAAUUUGUUCUUGUUUUGUGCGCGCUGGCAGCCCUUAGUCGAUGAUUGCUCGCUUCGCUCGCAAUAAUCGUAUCCGUAGUUUUCAUACUGUUCUGCAUAGUCAUAACUAGGAGGGCAUGGCCCAUAAUACAUGUUGUUGUAGAAAUCACCAGAUUUAGAGUCGAUUCAUAAAGAACCUGAUUGUCGGCUGCGAGUGCGAGGCCGCGAGCAUAUUAAAUAACCAGCCCCCCAGCCUUGAUCUUUUCCUUCGGUCUCCCCCACGCUUACCGGGGCUAACCAAGGUUGCAAGCGCGGGACAGUCAGACUCGCUUCAAGACCAACUCCGAUUCUCGGGACCUAUCUUAAAUAACUUGGUCCGGGUCGGGUUGAUCAGAGCUUUGAAUCCCCGCUUGCAGCCGCUUGUCUGACGGUCGAGCCUGAGUACGCUCGUCUCUUUCCUCGCGCGCUCCCCGGCUCCCUGAAUCGCUCGUCCUGUCGUCUGUCAACUUUCCUUCGCGUCUUUUAUGCAGUCCGUCGAACCACGGAAAUGGCAAGAUGAUCGGGAUUCACCCUACAGCCGCAACCCCACCGGAACUGGCUCCACUGGUCUCACUCUCCUGGUCGCAGGAUGUCGAGGAGGGAAGAGUUCUUUCCUCCGCUUACUCGUCGACACGAGCGCCAUCUCGGCAGACGCGCCCCCCGAGCAGAUUCAGGCCCUGGCCAAGUUCAUACAAGCGUCCAAUGCCCCAACUUCGAAUAUAAGAACGGUCGAUUUCACCGUGUCGAUAGACUCGGGACAGGACCUUACCCUGACACUCAUUGACACUCCGGCGCUGGAUGCCCAAGACGAGGCGCACAAUGCAAGGGUCGUGUUGGAGAUGCUUCAUUCGAUCGAGUCGCGGUUAGCGCAAGGAGAAGACGAGGAAUGGACCGCCAAAAACGGGGACCCUUAUGUCCACUUGUGCAUUUACUUUCUUGACCCUGAUCAAAUUGUCCCUCCACCAUGCCCCAUUCCAGUCCUUCCCCGCUCUCGGGCCGACAGUUUUUCUCAAGGCGACUCGGAGCUCACUCUGGAACCUCCCCUGCCCAGCAAUCCAUUGUUGCACCGCCCAUCCCUUCCUCAGUCCGAGAUACAAACCAUCCGCCGGCUCUCCUCGCGGGUUAACGUCCUUCCCGUGAUAGCCCGUGCGGAUCUCUUGUGCAACGAACGGCUUGCGGCUGUGAAAAUGGCCGUGCGAAGAGAUUUGGCUCUGAACGGCAUCGGAUUUGGCAUAUUCGACAUCGAUCAUCAUCCGGGCGCGGACAGAGAGUAUUCAAAUGGCACGAGCAACGGGACAUCAAAAUCACCGCCCAACUCUCCAUCGCUUUCGUCACCGCUUCUGAGACUCCCCUAUGCCCUUAUAUCUCCCGACGCCUAUUCUCAUAGCGACGGCGUCCAUCGGAUCCCUGUAUCCCGGCACGAACUCGCUGUCCAGUACACUCCAUCACCAACAUCUGCCUCCAAGCAAAAGCAAAGGAAAUACACGAGAUCCUAUCGCUGGGGCACGAUUGACAUUUUGGAUCCCUCUCACAGCGACUUCGUCCCGCUUCGCACUGCUAUCUUCCAUCACAUGAAGACCCUCCAGAAAUACACCAGAGAAUACUUAUUCGACAAAUUCCGGAUCGAAUGCUUGCCGCAGCGCUCCUCGAGUCGGCAUCUGCCUCAUCUAACGUCGUCGAGGCUGAGCAGCUCGGUAUCGCACGGAACCCGCCCGAUCUUGGCCAUUGACACAGCCCCCGAGAACGCUGGACCCGUUGUUGGUCGCCGUCACUCGUUACGGGAGAUCACCAUUGGCGACGUCCAUCCCUCGCGCAAUGAGUCCGCGACUGCUCCCGUUAUGGCCAGAGGGCCGGCCCCCGGCUCAGCCACCAUGGGAAGACAGCGGAGCAAAAAGAUCACCGUGGCAUGCAACUUUUGCCGAUCCCGCAAAUUGAAAUGUGACGGCGGCCGCCCUUCGUGCAGUCAGUGCGUGAAGCGCUCUCAUCCCUGCGACUACAUGGUCCAGAACCGGCGACGAACUACCGUACCGCUCAGCAAGGGGGACGAAAGCGACAGUGCGGAGAGUGUCGAGGAAGGCUUGAUCGAGAAUGCAGAUCAAUCUCUUUCACCUGAAGUAGUGCCGCGCCGAAAUCUGUCUCCGCUGCUGGACCGCAGAGACGAGCUCCCGCCGAUCGCCACUGUUUCUCGUCGGUCUUUGGACAACGAGUUGCCGCACAUCACCACCCUUUCUUUGCCCGACACCUCGCCGUCGACUCCCGGCCAGAUAUCUGCACCUUCUCUGCCGCCGAUCCUGCCUGCAUCGGAGCAACAAGCUGCGCAAAGGAAGCGCGCCGCGACUGCUUCGGGGAAACCCGCGCGUUUGCCGACCACUUCUGGUCCCAAAGUCGUUGCUUGCAAUCAUUGUCGAGCUCGCAAGACGAAAUGCGACGGGAUCCAUCCUUCCUGCUCGAGUUGUACGCGACGCAAUCUGUCCUGCACUUAUCUGCACGACUCGAAUGGGAAGAAGCCCAAUCGACGGACAUCUCAGCCCUCGGCUUCUCCCCCUCCUCUGCUUCCGGACGACGGUCCAGAUGAUCACAAGAGGCCGGUGGAUCACCUGGACACCAGUCGGCCGCCGAAGAAAAUGAAGAUGUCGAUGGGUGGCUCGCCCUGACCGACGGAUAUACCCGCGCAUCUUGCUGUGCCUACUACUAGAUACCUUCAUUUGUUGUCUCCAUCUUGUUGUCUUGGGUUUAGGCUUACUUGUAUCUGUAACAUAAAAUGGGCCACUGUAUACAACAUGCCAUCUCUUUGAUGCGCAGUGGCUGUGCAUUUGCUUGUCAAUCUAACUCAGGAAAGUGUCCUUGGCCCUGGCUUACCCACGCUCCUGAAUCUUUCCUGGUGGCCACAAAGGACGUUCACUCAUCCUUUGCCCUCUCCGCCUCUCAUUCGUCACUGCCAUGUUUUCCUUCCGUCGCAAGUCUACUACUCAACCAGAAGCUCCACGAAUCCGCACCUCCCCCUCUCUGCCAACUCUCAACAGUCAGGGAAUUCCAUGGCCAGAGAACCUCAUUGAUGUCGAGGCCAUCCGCCAGACUUCCCCAGAUCUCGAGCAGCCUAAAUCUCCGAUUCAAUCCGCUGCGCGGACCCCCAUUCCCUUUCAUAAACCCUUCCGCGCCGCUUCUGGCCACGCUGGAAAUGGGACCAUUUCUUCCCUGUACAUGUCUUCCCCACCGUCGGCUUUCAACACUCCAGAUGGCCGCAAGUCCUCCGCCUCCAACACGCGUCUGAGCAGUCAACGUCGGGCCAAAGUUCCUCCCACUUUCAACAUCAUGGUUGUGGGGAGCAAGGGCAUAGGCAAAACAAGCUUGUUACGCUUGCUCUUGGAUACCGCCGAUGUGUCUCCGACCGCAACGGCCGACCAGCGGGCCGCCGCUCAUGCGUUCCUUCGCGGACAACCCAAAAGCACUCAGUCGAUCCAGACAGCCUGCGUGGAAAUCUGUGAAUCCCGCUUCGAUAGAGUGUUACUUUCGGUCAUUGACACGCCCGGACUCGACUUUUCGGAGGGUCGCGAGCUGAAGCUGGAACGCCAAGUCAACUCGGUCAUGAAGUACAUUGACGCACAGUAUGCUGAUACGAUGAGCGAGGUCAGUUUCUCACAUCUUGCUCUACAGCGACAGCUGAAGUUGGUCCAGGAAUCCAAAGUGGUCCGUAAAAGCAAAGGAGACCAACACAUCCACCUGUGCAUCUACAUGAUCGACCCCACGUCAAUCAUGUCCAAGACUGGCCGCGCAGAGCAGUCUUCGCUGCCUCAGAAAACGCGAUCAGAAACUACAGUUUCAUAUCGCAAUCCUCCUGAUCUCGUGCCGGAUACUUCCUCGGACGACUCUGAGGAUGAAAGUGAGGGAGCCUUGACUAUGAGUCCAGCCGAGCUUCGCGUUAUCCGUCGCCUCUCGGCUCGGGUCAACUUGCUGCCCGUCAUUGGUCGCUCAGAUGCCCUGACGGAUACUAAACUGGCACAAGUGAAGACCGCUGUACAAGAAGGUCUUACUGGGGCAGGGCUCGAUUUCGGCGUGUUUAGUCCUCCCAGCUCGGAGACGGUUGAAACCCCGAAGCGACGUACUCGCUUUACCGAAGCGCACGGAGACGGAAAUGGGGAAGUGAAAGACGAAGAAGAGGAAGAGGAUGAACGCCAAUCGCGACCUGUUAUCAAGUUGAGGAGUCGCAACCGCGGACUAUCACGUUCGCGUUCUCGUCGAGAUCUCUCUCGUGCAGGAGACGACGACCGCCGGCCUGUCUCUCCCGAUGCCGAGAGUCUGGCUCAAGUUCGGUUCUCCGCUCACAUCGUCGCCAAGACCGACCUGAGCACGUUGUUGCCCUUUGCGCUGAUUGCGCCGGAAACUAGGCGGAACAAACGCGACUCGGAAGACACACACGCUCUCAACACUCCGUCUUCUCUGGUACGACAGUCUGAGGAUGGACACACCUCUGAGUCAUCUGUUGAUGACCAGACUCCGUCGACCCCGGCUUCUGCUCGCUCUGGCAGAGCCUUGCCUUUCUUGAAAGGCCCGAUGCACGACGAUCUCAAGGGUGUGUUUGUGCGCAAAUACCGAUGGGGAACCAUCGACGUCCUGGACCCCAGCCACUGCGACUUUGCUGCUCUCCGAACAGCCGUUCUGUCCACUCACCUCAAUGUUCUCAAAAACCACACGAAAGAACACUAUUAUGAGAAAUUCAGAACAGAGAAACUGCUCGCUCGCCGUGCAACUGCCAACUUUACUGAUGAAGAAACUCAGAGACUGCUGGAAGAUCUUGGAUUGUAAAACAAUCUCGAUGCUCAUCUAUCGCUGUAGGAAAUUACCAUCUGAUGGAUU